GAGUGAGGUCCCGGAGCCGCCCUCUGACGGCCGGAGGUCCAUGUGUUGACGCCAUGGCGAUCAGCCUGAACGAGUUCAGCAUUCGGUACCCGGAGUUCCCCAAGUACAUCUGGGACUCGCCGACGCCGUACUCCGACACGAUGCGGAGCAAGAAGGAUCGGAGAAAUCCUGAGCAUACCAAACGACCCCUGAAUGCAUUCAUGCUAUUCGCCAAGAUCCAGCGCGAAAGCAUCACGGCCAACUUCAGUUGCAACCACUCUGAGAUCUCCAAGGCGCUGGGCCGGCUGUGGCAGGAGCUGAGCAAGGAGGAGAAAGAGCCGUUUAUGCGCGGCGCCAAGACGCUGGUCGAGCUGCACCGGCUCGAGUACCCCGACUACAAGUACCGGCCGCGCAAGAAGGGCCAGCCCAAGGAGGCGGCCAGGCCGUCGGUCGCCAGGAAGACGGCCUGCCGUCGGGAGCGCCAGCUGGCCAGCUCGCCGGAGCCGGUGGUCGGCAGCGUCGGACGGCCGGCCAGUCCGCUGGAGCAACUGUACCUGGGCGGCGGCGGCAGCCCGGCACCGCUCGGCGCGCCCGACAGCCCGCUGUCCUCCUGCUACGGCGCCGGCUCGCUGGGCCAGGCCAGCCCUGCCAGCGGCCUGCACACGCCCUACAGUCCGGUGCCGUCCGUCGGCUCCUCCAGCGGCUACGAGUCGGAGCUGUCGUACCGGACGGCGCCCGAGCUGCCCGCCAUGCUCGAGGAGCCGUUCUACGCCCUGUCGCCGCCCGACUGUUUCUCGCCCGAGCCCGAGCCGGAGAUGAGGUUCGACCUGAGUGACCUGGAGGUCACACCGCUCGACGAGACGACGCUGCUCAACCCGCUGGCCAUGUUCCCCGUGCUGGACCUGACCAGCGACGACCUGGACGACCUGCGGUUCGGACUGUAGGCGGGCAGCGGCCGGCCGGCCGGGACGAGCGGGUGUGCGCGGGCGCGGGCGAGCGCGACCGGACAGCUGUGAGAGCCCAUGACCGCGUGGGCGUUUGAAGCGCAGAGUUAUGCGGAUGUCAGUCGUCGGAUGCAAGCUAGGCCGGGUCGUGUGCUCCACCCCCGGCGCUCACUCGCCGUCGCGUCAACCUCACACGCAUUGCAUCACAUGGCGCUGCGCCAGUCAUCCAUGCCUUUUUACCAGAGCGUCCGGCGCUUCACAAUCGCGGCCGCGCCGCGCAGGGACGCCCCGAUUGGGCGGCUCGUGUGGGCGCGUGACGUCAGACAUGUGGCGAGGGGUGAGUCCGGUCGCCACCAGUACUCCUAGUCGUGCAGUGUGCCUGCGUGAGCGGUGAUAAGAGAUGUUCUGGGGCGGAUGCGUGUCCGCGGUGGGGCUGUCGUAGCGGCCCAACGAGUGUGUUGCCCGCCCGGUGAUGUUUGUUUUCCAAAUGAUCUCAUGUAAGAAACAACGCACAUACUUUGCAGGCGUUGCGGUUCGUUGUGGGUGAUUGUUCUGCUGUAACGAUUGGUGGGCGAGUACGCUAUAGCGCUUCACCAUCACUGCGGCGCCUCAGCGGCGCCAACCGUCGAGGCGCCGGGCACGGAGGGCGUGGGCCGAGCGUCCCCCCUGCAGACGGCACAGGCCGGGCUUCACCCUCGUGGCAUGGUUUCGCUCUUCGCAUUCGGCACCGUCGUCACCUUCGUAAGGUCGCGUGCGUGGUCAGACGGGACGUAGGGCGCGCAUGCUAGGAACUUCUGCAUCGGAACUCGGACUGUCGCUCGUUGUCUUAGGUCGAUCCAGCCUGUCGGACUUGUGUACAGCUUGUCGGGGUUGCGACAGCUCGUGUAAGUUUCGGCUGGUUGUUGUGGGUAGGUUGCUGGCGCGACGGUCCUUUUGCGCCCGGCUGCCAGGUAUUGCGAGAUUUGCGCAGAUGUGCGCAGCGAUGGAGCCUCGGCAGGUUGCUGGCGCGACGGUCUUUUUGCGCCCGGCUGCCAGGUAUUGCGGGAUUUGCGCAGAUGUGCGCAGCGAUGGAGCCUUGGCAUCCAUUUGUUAGCGUGCCGCCCUCCGCGCGUCGCGGCAUCUGAAGACGGCAAUGGCCUUUGUGCGAUCUCUACCUCCAGCUGGCGCGGCCACUUGAAGUGCGUGGGCUACGGCGCAUGUGUGACGUUGAUAAGACUGUUGACUUGGUUUACAUACUUGCUGGUAGCUCUGAUCACAGACCAAGGUUACCAAGGGUUACGUUUGUCUUAGGGUCUGAAUAUUCACCUGCUUCAAACCCAAAUUUGCAGAGUUUUACGCAAUGUCUUUAACAACUCACAUUGCUGAUCGCAAAAUUGCUUGCCGAGCCUCACAUGUCCCGUUCCUGCCCGAACGUCUGCAUUGUUUGCACCUACCCAUUUGAAGCCGAGCUGACACCCGGCCGGUUGAAUAUUUCGUCAGCGCAAACGCAGCGCGUGCUUUCGCAGCUGCAAUACUUGGUGACAGUUGGCAACAACACUGGUUUAUUCGGCAACGAGAGGCAUGAUAUCGCCUGUACACACCUGGCAUGGUUAUUUUAUCAGCUCUUUGAUCUCCCAUUACGAUUGAACAAGGGAAUCUCUUGUUCAUGAAACACGCUGUAAUUGCAUUGCAAUGUGCAGGGUUCUGCUACACUGGUGGAUGAUUGUUGCGUUUGCUUAAUGUUCUUGAACAAUAUUUGCUUCACGUUUGUUUGUUCGUUUUUUUUUAGUUUAUGAGGACUCAUGCACCAUAUGUGUUGAAAUAAGUACGCGUGGGUCGCCGCAUCAUAUACCUCGACUGGUAGUUUAGGCGUGCUCGGAAUAACGCGUGUCAGUAAGCUGUAUUGUGGUCGAGAAUGACCUUGCAUCUAGUCCGAUUUUGUAAUUUUGUAUGGCGUGCGCGUUCGAAGCUAUAUUGACCGUUCUGAAUACAUCACGCAGACACCAUACGCUAUCGUUUUGUAAGUGGAGUCGGCAGACAAGAGACGAGCAUCGCAAGGAAGUGACACGGAAAUGCAAAUAAUGAGGCCCUUGGCCCCCGACUU
This is a messenger RNA of Pollicipes pollicipes, 3006 nucleotides long. Its product is annotated as sex-determining region Y protein. Gene Ontology annotation, cellular component: nucleus. NCBI's taxonomy places the organism in Eukaryota, Metazoa, Arthropoda, Thecostraca, Pollicipedomorpha, Pollicipedidae. Gene Ontology annotation, biological process: positive regulation of transcription by RNA polymerase II; neuron differentiation; negative regulation of transcription by RNA polymerase II. The coding region runs from base 54 to 923 and encodes 289 amino acids. The transcript has 2 exons. Gene Ontology annotation, molecular function: DNA-binding transcription activator activity, RNA polymerase II-specific; RNA polymerase II cis-regulatory region sequence-specific DNA binding. The record is from RefSeq and is a predicted model, not a curated record.